GUCGAAGCCCACUCCAUGGCCCCCGAGAUGGACCAGUUCUACAGGUCCACCAUGGCCAUCUACAAGAGUAUCAUGGAGCAGUUUAACCCUGCCCUGGAGAACCUGGUGUACCUCGGGAACAACUACCUCCGGGCCUUCCAUGCUCUGUCCGAGGCGGCUGAGGUCUACUUCAACGCCAUCCAGAAGAUCGGGGAGCAGGCCUUGCAGAGCUCCACCUCGCAGAUCCUGGGGGAGAUCCUGGUGCAGAUGUCAGAUACCCAGCGGCACUUGAACUCCGACCUGGAGGUGGUGGUGCAGACGUUCCACGGAGAUCUGCUGCAACACAUGGAAAAGAACACGAAGCUGGACGUGCAGUUCAUCAAAGACAGCCGCCAGCACUAUGAGAUCGAAUACCGCCACCGAGCCGCCAACCUGGAGAAGUACAUGUCUGAGCUGUGGCGCAUGGAGCGCAAGAGGGACAAGAAUGCGCGGGAGAUGAAGGAGAGCGUGAACCGGCUGCACGCACAGAUGCAGGCCUUCAUGUCCGAGAGCCAGCGGGCAGCUGAGCUGGAAGAGAAGCGGCGAUAUCGUUUCCUGGCCGAGAAGCACCUGCUGCUUUCCAACACCUUCCUGCAUUUUUUUGGCCGGGCCCGGAGCACGCUCCAGAACCGCGUGCUGUUGUGGAAGGAGCAGUCGGAGGCCAGCCGCAGCCCGUCGCGCGCCCACUCCCCCGGCCUGCUGGGCCCCGUGCUGGGGCCGCCCUACCCCUCGGGCCGCCUGACGCCCACCCGCCUGGACAUGCCCCAGCGGCCGCUCGCGGAGUUCAGCUCCCCGCGCAGCCGGCACGGCUCCGGCUCCUACGGCCCCGGCCCCGAGCCCGCCGCCGAGGCGAGGUCCGCGUCCCAGCUGGAGCCAGACCGCCGGUCGCUGCCCCGGACGCCGUCCGCCUCCUCGCUCUACGCCGGCAGCACCCAGCGCUCGCGCUCCAACUCCUUCGGCGAGCGCCCGGGCGGCGGCGGCGGCGGCGGCGGCGGGGGCGCCCGGAGAGUCCGCGCCCUCGUCUCCCACUCGGAGGGCGCCAACCACACGCUGCUGCGCUUCUCGGCCGGAGACGUCGUGGAGGUGUUAGUGCCAGAGGCCCAGAACGGCUGGCUCUACGGCAAGCUGGAGGGCUCGUCCACGAGCGGCUGGUUCCCCGAGGCCUAUGUGAAGCCUUUGGAGGAGGUGCCUGUGAACCCCACGAACCCCUUGACCCCAGUGACCUCCAUGAACCUGAUGAACCCUAUGAAUGAGCUACCUUCCAGAUCCUACCCCCUCCGGGGCAGCCACAGCCUUGAUGACCUCCUGGGCCGGCCGGGCAACUCUACAGCACCCUCGGAGUACUGGGACGGCCAAUCCCGCUCCCGAACCCCGAGCCGGAUACCGAGCCGCGCCCCCAGCCCUGCACCUCCGCCCUUGCCUAGUAAUCGCCGAAGCAGCGUGGGCAGCAUGGGGGUGGCGAGUGACGUCAAGAAACUUAUGUCCUCAGAACAGCACCCUCCAGAGCUCUUCCCUCGGGGCACAAACCCCUUUGCCACCGUAAAGCUGCGGCCCACAGUCACCAACGACCGCUCAGCGCCCCUCAUCCGCUGAGGCGCCCUCCUCCAUCCGGGGUCUGAGCUCCUCCCCACACCUGCCCAGGGGCUGUCGGGAGCUGGGGGCAGCAUCAGAAGCGACAGCGGUGGACCCAAGAAGCCGGGGCUCUGGAACUGGGGGUGGCUGCCCCUCCCGGGGGACUGACCUGGGGUCUGGGACCUUCAAAGUAAAGCAGGCAGAAUGGGGGACAGGACAGUCUCUUCCCCUCCAAGGGCCCCAGGACUCUCCCUGGGGGCCUGCCUCGUGCACCCCACCCCCUUUCCCCUUCUCUGCCCCAGGAGGGAGGAGCCCCGCACACCCCCUUCCCCACCCCCCCAUACGUCCUCUUGUUUAACUUUUGUAAACGGGGAGAAAUAAAGCAAG
This is a messenger RNA of Prionailurus viverrinus (fishing cat), 1977 nucleotides long. RefSeq names its product BAR/IMD domain containing adaptor protein 2 like 2 (gene BAIAP2L2). Gene Ontology annotation, molecular function: protein binding. The record is from RefSeq and is a predicted model, not a curated record. Gene Ontology annotation, cellular component: nucleoplasm; cytosol. The coding region runs from base 16 to 1611 and encodes 531 amino acids. Gene Ontology annotation, biological process: actin filament bundle assembly; actin crosslink formation; plasma membrane organization. NCBI's taxonomy places the organism in Eukaryota, Metazoa, Chordata, Mammalia, Carnivora, Felidae. The transcript has 14 exons.